Messenger RNA from Lactuca saligna, 1827 nucleotides. NCBI's taxonomy places the organism in Eukaryota, Viridiplantae, Streptophyta, Magnoliopsida, Asterales, Asteraceae. The record is from the annotation of a GenBank genome assembly.
AUGACACCAACGAAGGUGAUGAAGCAUCGAUCUCAUAAUAAGUUUCACCGUUCCAUGGAAUGUAAAUCUCUUAUGGUUGAACUUGGACAAUCAGGGUUGAAACCUAGUAUGGUUAAAAAGGCUAUUAAUGCAAUGAAAACCUCAAAUGAAGCCGAUGUUACUUCAAAGCAAUGUGCUGAUGUCUUAUCCGAGCAACGAAAACAACAUAAAGGAAAAGAGUUUUAUGGACUUAUAAAACAUUUUCAAGAUAAAACAUUAGUUGAUAAUGACCAGUAUUUUUUCGUGGAUUUGUGCGAUGAUGGGUGUCCUAAAAACAUUUUCUGGGCUGAUGGAAGAUCACGAGAUGCCUAUACAAAGUUUGGAGAUGUUGUUUUCUUUGAUGUCACUUAUAUGACAAACAAAUUCAAGAUGCCUUUUGCUCCCUUUACUGGGGUGAAUCAUCAUGGACAGUCUAUACUUUUUGGUGGAGCAUUACUAGAAAAUGAAAAGGAGGAAACAUUUGAAUGGUUAUUUGAGCAUUUCCUCAAAUGUAUGUUUAACAAAUAUCCAAAAGCAAUUAUUACUGAUCAAGACAAAGCUAUGGGAAAUUCAAUAAAAAGAGUUUUUCCAAACACUCGUCAUCGUUUUUGUGAAUGGCAUAUCAAGAAGCAUGAACCGGAACACCUCCGCCCUUAUGUUUCCCGUUAUAGUGAUUUUCAAAAAUCAUAUAGAGAAUGGGUAAAUAGUGAAACCAUUGAAGAAUUUGAAGCCACGUGGGAAGUUAUACGUUGCAAAUACAAACUAGAAAGUAAUUGUUGGAUAAGUGGCAUGUAUAAUCAACGGAUGCAUUGGGUUAAUGCUUACUUUAAGGAUAUUUUUUUGGCUGGUAUGUCCAUAACUGGACGAAGUGAGAGUAUUAAUUCAUUUUUUGAUGGAUUUGUUAACUCAAGUACUAUGUUGAAUGAAUUUGUAGUACAAUAUGACAAAGCAGUUGUGUCACGAAGGGCGGCCGAAGAAGAUGAAGAUUUCAAGACUAUGAAUUCGAGGCCGGUUCUGUCCUCAGUACAUCCAAUUGAAGCAAAAGCAGGUGAGUGUUAUACCCGAAAGAUUUUUGAUAUUUUUAAAAAAGAAUGGAUAGAAGAUAAUAAUAAUUUAACUCACGAGACACUAAGCAAAAGUACAGAAGAAAGCAAAUAUCAAGUUGGACGACUAGAUGUUGAUAAAACGUAUUGGCGUAUUGUUACUUUUCGUUAUUUGAAUCAAGUCAGCAUCACAUGUUCGUGUGCUAAGUAUGAGACACAUGGAAUUUUAUGCAAGCAUAGUCUGUAUGUGAUGAAGAAGAGGCAUGUUCAAACACUCCCUAAUCAUUAUAUUUUACCUCGGUGGACCCUUAAUGCUAGGUACAAGGUAGGUAAUGUUAGCAUCAGACUCGGAGAUAUGAAUACUGAAAAUGAAGUUAGUACUUUCACAUUAUGGUGUGUCCGUUCAAAUUUUAAUAAACUAAUUGAACAAGCAAGAGACUCCCCUUCGGAGAUACAGAAACUUAAUACGUUAUUGAUAAGUCUUUUAGAGGAUCAAGUAGUACGAAAGAAAUCUAUAUCUUUUGAGAAUGCAUCUCAAGGUUCUUGUAUGGGAAUUUCUCAAGUAGAUAUGAUGCCACAGUUAUUUAUCCGUGAUCCUCUUGGUCCAACUACUACAAAAGGGCGUCCUAAAGUUGCUAGUAGAAUCAAGUCUCCUUUAGAAGCCCCCAAAAGGCGAACGUGCUCUUACUGUCAAGGAUUGGGUCAUUACGCUAGUAGUUGUUCAAAAAGAAAGGCAGAUGAAUCGAUACAUGAGAAAGAAAAAUGA